Messenger RNA from Penaeus monodon (black tiger shrimp), 2406 nucleotides. RefSeq names its product diacylglycerol lipase-alpha-like. The record is from RefSeq and is a predicted model, not a curated record. Gene Ontology annotation, biological process: lipid metabolic process. Lineage: Eukaryota; Metazoa; Arthropoda; Malacostraca; Decapoda; Penaeidae. Gene Ontology annotation, cellular component: dendrite membrane; postsynaptic membrane.
AGGUGCUGGAGAAUCCGGGCCCGACGAAACCCCAGCGGAUGUCGGACAGCCCAGCUCGCCGGAGGAGUGAUGGCCUCAUUCCUGAGGGCGGAGAAACACGUAGGCUUCUCUCCUCGCGCCCGCACACGCCCACCAGCCUUUUGCCUCAUCCGACGACAGAUGAGACUAAUUGGGUGACCCCGCUAAAUAACGUGCCCCCUUCGUCAAAUCCCACUGCGUCAAAUAGCGGGAAUCGCUUGGCGACUCCGCCGCAUAAGCUCCUCCUCGAAACUUCCUUUACCUGCUCGCCUGUCACCUCGCCGGAGCCCGCUCUGGACCUCCGCAAGACGGCUCAUGUUCACUCACCAGCUAUCACAUGGGAGCUCUUAUCGGCUCUUGAGGAACAGCUGCUCCUUGGAGUCAGGGAAUCGACGCGAGGAUCGCUAGAGCGCGGAGAGGACUGGCUGGCGGGGGUGGCGCCACUAGCCUCGCCUGAAACGUUAAGCGAAGCCUCAAGUGUGGUGUCACGUGCAUCUCUCUUACUUAGGGAAGGUAGGAGAGCUUCGUCAGCCCUACAGCCCUUGCAUCAGUCCCCGGUUCUAAACCAUCGUUUGCCCCUUUCUCGUCUUGGUACUGGGUACUGCUUUUACGUAGAGACUCCACCUUUGGAUUCCAGGCACCAGGUACUGCCAGCAGCAGAGCAACUCCCCGAGUCUUCUGACGACGAGGAGAUCAGUCCGCACUCCAUUACCCCAACUACUUUCAUCACCAUUGAUCCCAUCAUGCCCACGCCCCCCACGCCACGAAGAGGUGACAGGGACGACUCGGAUAGUUCCCUCCAUCUGGAUACCACGCCCGUUAUGUUGGGCGAGGACCCCGAGGCUGACUCCGUGCAGGGAGUCUCCGCUCUGAUGUCAGAAACCGUCCAUGACAACUCAGAAUUAGUAUGCAUAUCGAAAGAGAAGGAAGAGCAGGAAGCAGAGAAUGUUCCCAAUAACAGAAGUACAGAAGAUAUGCCUGACUCUCCAGAGAGUGGUCCUAGCCGAGCCUCGUCCUCGGGAUCCUCUCAAAGUUCACAUAGGGUUAAGUUUGACUUGACAACCUCACAGAUGUCGCGGGACUCAGGUUAUGGUGAGAAGCUCAAUGGUUACGAGACUCUCUGCGCCAACAGCGGCGACUGGGGUAUCCAGACCUCGCCCUGGGGAAGCCAUCAGCAGGAAUAUGGGCGCGGACAACCGUCAUUAGUGCACCACUAUGUGUACUCAGGGGUGUCGCCUCAACUGUCCCCUUCCUCGCCAGCUAACACUGACUCCUUCACCUCCCCACUCACUUCAGACCCGCCGUUGUCUCGCCAGCCCUCCCUCUUGCCAACACCUGUUGAUAUACCACAAAUUUCUACGGCCAUGUCAAGCCAUUCAGCUCUCUUCUCGACCCAGCCACUCCACCCUUUGUAUAAGGCCACCCCUCUCUUGCACGACAUUUCUCAAAGUCCCAAAUCUUUGACUAUUACAGACCGACCGAUACACAGAGCAGAGAGCAGUGUAUAGUGCUACUGUAGAUAGACCUAAUUGUAAGUUGUUGAUGAAUCUAGUUAGGAAUCAUAAUGUCAAUGCAUAUAUAUUCUAGUCAUUUUGCGACAAAAAGUUCUGAAUUGUUAAGUUAUGUUUUCUUUGUGAUGUGGUGCAACUGUUUAAUAAUUGUAUGAAUAUCGAAAGAGCUAAUAUCAAUAUGAUUCUUUCCAAGAAAUAUAUGUAUAUAGUAUUAUUAUCGCAAAAAGUGUAUCAGAUGCAUAAUUCUUUAAAGGAGUCAACCUCUUUUGAAGGGCAAAGCUCUCCCAGUAUACAUGCAAAUAUAUGCAUGUCACGACAGUCGCGUUCCGACAUUUGAAGGAAUCAAAUGACUGGAAAAGCAAGCCAACUUGCUAAAGAAUUCUUACCAUUUAUCAGUGGGGUUCAUGCAAAUUUGUCAAAUUACAAAUGUAUAAGAAAUACUUUUAGGGGACAAUCGGUGUGUGAGCCAUAGCUCACCUAACACGUCCUUGUUCCCGCCUGCUGCCUCAUGUUUUGUCCUUUCCCUAAAAUAAUAUGUGGGGUAUAACAUCAUGUUGCCAUCAUAGAAUUCAAGCAUAUUUCCCCUUGAAUAACGGCUGGAUAUAUUAUUAGAUAUGACUGACAAAAGCAUUGCCGUUUGUGUCAUGAGAGCCAAAAUAAGCAAUACCCUUGUGAUGCUUCUGAAUAGUUGUAUGUUCAAGUGCUAAUUUUGGGUAGCUUCAGUCAUAUCUUUAUAUCAGAGGUAGUUAGGUAUAUACACACAGAUGCCAAAUACCUUUUAUAUCAUGUUUUCAACUGCAAGUAUAGUGGAUUUGGUUAUGUAACAUACGUUUGAUGUAUAAUACUACUUCUACACCCUUAUCGUAUGUAUCAAUGC